UUUGUUGUUUGUAUCCUUAAUGUGUUCAAUGUGUAUAUGAUUUUCUUUACAAUCUGCACAGAAAUAUGAUAUUUAAGAAAAGGGAAGAAAGCAAACAAAUGAAGUCAAUCCAUUUGAAAUGUGUUAAUAUCUCUUUAAUAUGUCCUACAUAUUGUUAUUGUCAUAAUGAUUGGUUUGGCCACAUAGUGAAAUGAAGGGAAGGUUACACCUAAUAAUGAAAUGAAUCUAAAAAUCAAUUCAAUAUAGUUUCCUUUUAAAGGAAAUCAAUAUACUUGAUUAUAUAAUAAGCCAAAAAAGGAUAGUACAUACUAAUAAACAUUGAUAAACGAUUAUUUUUAAGAAGGUACAUAAAUAAUAAUUCAGAAAGAAAAAAAAAACAUUUCAAGGUUACAAAAAAGGUAAUAUUGAUAGAAAACUUUAGACUACACACUUUCAAAGGUGCCUAUCAUUUAAAUUAGAAGCAAUUUCAUUACAAAAUCUUUAAAUUUACAUUAGUGUGAAUUUGAAUUCAUUUUUUUCCAAACUCUGUAUUAACUCUCUCACAAAACAUAAUACUUAACUAAAAAAAACAAAUGGCUACUCGAAUGAGCGAUAUGGGUAUGGAUGUACAAAUUAAUCGUCGGUUGAAUAGUAAAUAUGAUGCAGAAAGUGAAGCUGAAGCCAUCAAUUGGCUAAAUCAAUUAACAAAUGAAAAUGUACCAUUUGGCAGAGAAAAUGUUGCGGCUGCAUUGAAAAAUGGACAGAUAUUAAUCAAGUUGAUCAAUGUCGUUUUUGAUGGCACUGCAUCUCUUCCAUCAGCUGCAGCUAAAAUGAAAAGACCCUUCAAAGCUAAUACAAUGACCGCUCCCUUUAAACAGAUGGAAAAUAUUCAAACUUUUCUCAAUGCAGCAGUUGCCUAUGGAGUACCUAGAGCUAGUUUAUUUCAAACCGUUGAUUUAUAUGAAUUACGUAAUAUGCCACAAGUUUUAAAUACAUUACUACAACUUGGAACAGAAUGUCAACGUAACAAUUUUAAUGGACCCGUAUGUGGUCCUAAGCCAACGUAUGAAAAUAAACGUGAGUUCACUGAAGAACAACUUAGAGCAUCCGAAGGCAUAAUUGGUUUGCAAGCUGGAACUAAUAAAUGUGCUAGCCAAGCUGGAAUGAGUCAUGGUGGACCACGACACAUUACAGAUAUUAAGGUUGAUGCUGCUUCGAAAGAAAGUCAGGGUGUCAUCGGUCUUCAGAUGGGCACGAACAAAGGUGCUAGCCAAGCUGGAAUGAGUCAUGGCGGACCACGACACAUUACAGAUAUUAAAGUAGAUGCUGCUUCGAAAGAAGGUCAGGGUGUUAUCGGUCUUCAAAUGGGUUCGAACAAAGGUGCCAGCCAAGCUGGAAUGAGUCAUGGUGGUCAGAGACAUAUUGCAGACAUUAAAGUUGGUGAUAUGUCAAAAGAAGGUCAGGGUAUUAUCGGUCUUCAAAUGGGUUCGAACAAAGGUGCUAGCCAAGCUGGAAUGAGUCAUGGUGGUCAGAGACAUAUUGCAGAUAUUAAAGUUGGUGACAUGUCUAAAGAAGGUCAGGGUGUCAUUAGCCUACAAAUGGGCGCAGGUAAAGAUCAAGUGGCUUCACAAUCUGGUAUGAGCUUUGGAGCACAACGUCAUAUUGUAGAUUCACAUUAAAACGGUUACCAAUUAAAUCUAAUCUUAAUUUAUCUCAUAAGGCUUUCUGCUUAUUUUCAAUUACAUCAUCAGAAUUAUCAUUCCUUACUUGCUCUAUUACUGUUAUUAAUAUGCUUGUCAUUAAGCUCUUUUCCAUAUGACCGCCAUAAUUGAUCAUAUUUAUUCGUAAAAUCAGAACUAUGAUAGUAAAAAGAAAGUAAACUGUUCAGAGAAUGUCGAUGCAAUCCCAUUUUGAACUUAUCUUAAAUUUGGCUGACAAUUUUAAUGCUUUAUUUCUAUUUAAAUGUAAAUCACGUUUUUGAACGAUGACUAUUAUCUAUCAAUAUUCAAUGAAGAUCUAAGAGAAUCAUCUUCAUGUUAUCGUUGUCAUGUUUAUCUUCAAUAAACGUUUCUCAUUAUUGAAUAUUCAUUCACUAUAGUAUGAGACAACUAUAAGAUGUUUCUUGAUGUAUAAUCAAGACUUACUUACUUACUUACGCCUGCUACCCCUCAUGGAGGAGCAUAAGCACCACUUCUGGUUAGCGUUUCUCAGCGAGUUGGUUUUCUAUAGGAUGGCAUCGCUAACCCCAUGCCUAACCCUCCUCCUUUACUCGGGCUUGGGACCGGCAGUAACUCUAUAAGAGCUACAGGCGCAGUUAUAAUCAAGAGACAAACACUAAUUUUUUCUUAUCGCUUUUUGCUUUAACAUUCACUAUGGUUUAUUUUUUAUUUUUCAGAUUAAUUUUUGAUCCAUAAAAUUUACCAAAAUGAUCUUUUUUUCUAAAAGGAAUGUAUUUAUUUACAUUAUUUAUCAUAGAUCUGUUUUUAUCAUUGCUUCUAUGCCAUCAUUAACAAAUUUGUAAUGAAUAGUUUUUCUUUAAAUUUUAUAGUUUACAAUGAGUUUCAACAGAUUUCAAUAAGAAGGGGUUUUGU
Messenger RNA from Schistosoma rodhaini, 2570 nucleotides. The record is from the annotation of a GenBank genome assembly. Lineage: Eukaryota; Metazoa; Platyhelminthes; Trematoda; Strigeidida; Schistosomatidae.